Tetrahymena thermophila SB210 is the source of this 1584-nucleotide messenger RNA. RefSeq names its product GDA1/CD39 nucleoside phosphatase family protein. Gene Ontology annotation, molecular function: nucleoside diphosphate phosphatase activity. The transcript has a single exon. Lineage: Eukaryota; Ciliophora; Oligohymenophorea; Hymenostomatida; Tetrahymenidae. Gene Ontology annotation, cellular component: membrane. The record is from RefSeq and is a predicted model, not a curated record. Gene Ontology annotation, biological process: nucleoside diphosphate catabolic process.
UUUGGUUUGCACAAUUAAUUAAUUUACAAUUUAUUGAUCAAAAAUUUACGAGUAUAAAGCAGUAUUAUAUAAAGGAUCGACUGCGUUUAGAUAUAAAGACAUUUUUAAACAAAAUUAUUAAAUUUAGCAAAGAUUUAUGAAAUGAAAGGAUUAUCCAUUUUAUUUUUUCAAAUUCUAAUGUUAGCUUUGAGGAUAUCAGCUAUUUAAGAUAGAAAACAAAAAUAGAACUAAAAUCAUAUGGAUGGCAAUGAUGCAAACUAUCAAUUAAAGAUAAAUGAAAAUAAUAAAUAAGAUUAUUUUAUGUUAAGCAAAAUUAGAGAAGAUAAUAGUUCGUGUUACUCAGUAGUGUUCGACGCAGGAUCAACAGGGACUAGAUAUGAAGUGUUUGAGUGGAAUUGCGAUUAGGCUUUUGUUGAAGAUUAGAAAUUUAUUAUUUAAUCAAUUGAAAGUUCAAAAGAUAAAUUGCCAAUAUCUAACUAUGAAAGUAAUCCAGAAGGUUUAAUUUCUGUUUUUGAAUAAAAAUUUAAAGAAAUCAAAGCUAUUUUACCUGAAGAAAAAGUUAGUUAAACAGAUAUUUACUUAGGAGCAACUGAAGGAAUGCGCUAACUGAGCUCAGAAAAAUAAGAAGCUAUUAUUAAUUAAAUUGUUAUUAUUUUCUAAAAUAGUGGAUUCCGUUUUUUAGAUUCCUCUAAAGCGAGAGUUAUAACGGGUAAUUAAGAAGGAAUAUUUCUAUGGAUUGGUGUAAAUAAUAUGAUUUCAUAAGUAAGUAAAAUUUAGGACAUGUUAAAUGAGAAUACAAUUACAGCUAUUGAUGUAGGAGGCAAGUCUUCUUAAAUUGCAUUCUUAAAAAAUUUUAAAGAUGUCAAUAAAAACGAUGCUCAAUUUGAAUAUUAAUUAAGUUCAAACUAGGAACAUGUCUUUCUAGUAAAUAGUGAAAAACUUGGAUUUAAAAUUGCUAAAAUGGAAAUUCUAAAGUAAGAAUUUGAAGAUUAAAGAGAAUAAAAUCAUGAAAAAGUUUUAUUUAGUAGCUGCUAUAACAAAGGCUACGAAGGCUAUGAAGAAGAGCUCAGUUUUAAGAUUAUUGGAUAAGGCGAUCCAGAGAAAUGUAUUAAUUUGAUUAGGAGAUUCUUUAAAUUAGAAAAUUGUGAAUAUCCCAAAUUCAGUGACUGCACUGAACAGUCUUCACAACAAAAUAUUCUUUAGGUUUAGAAUAAUUAAAAAAUAUAUGUUGUAGAAAAUGCCAUGCAUGCAAGAGUAGCUUAUGGUCUUAGAGAUUCAUAUACUCCAUAAAAAUUAAAAAAAAAGGCUAUUAAAUAUUGUAAAAAACCAUAUUCUUAAAUCAGUUAAAACGAAGAUAUUUAUACUCAUAAUUAGUGCUUGUAAGGAUUAUAUGUUUCUUCUUUACAAAUCGAUCAUUACGGAAUAGAUCCUUAACAAACUAUUUAUUCUCCUUCUUAAAUCAAUCAAUGGGUGCCAUCAUGGGGAAUUGGAAUGCUAUUGACUGAACUUUUUCAUUAAAAAUGUAAUUUACAAAAUGAAAAAUAAAUCUGUGAGUCUCUGUAAUUGCUUUUAUCAAAUCCUUGA